Molecule: messenger RNA, 231 nt
Organism: Paramecium pentaurelia
Lineage: Eukaryota; Ciliophora; Oligohymenophorea; Peniculida; Parameciidae
Source: the annotation of a GenBank genome assembly
AUGUUGCUUAAUAAAAUUUUAUUUAAAUAAAUAUUUAAACUCCCAAUUUCAAUUAAUAAAUUAUUAAUAAAUACUCGGAAACAAUUGCAACUUAAAAUAUCUGAAUUUUAUUUUAAAGCACUUUUAAGAUUGUUGCUCUCUAACGCUUAUGAUUUUAAUUUUGCAUGUGCCAUUUAAAUGGCAUAUUAUCCUGUUGAAAGAAUAAUAUUUUACUAAUAAAUUAUUAUUUGA